This is a messenger RNA of Quercus robur (English oak), 612 nucleotides long. RefSeq lists its product as uncharacterized. NCBI's taxonomy places the organism in Eukaryota, Viridiplantae, Streptophyta, Magnoliopsida, Fagales, Fagaceae. Gene Ontology annotation, molecular function: nucleic acid binding; zinc ion binding. The record is from RefSeq and is a predicted model, not a curated record. The transcript has a single exon. The coding region runs from base 1 to 612 and encodes 203 amino acids.
AUGGUCAAAAGCUCUUAUAGUAAAGGUGUAUGGCAGAUCGUGGGGCUCAACUUCCUCCAUAAUAGGCUCCUUUCCUUAUGGAAACUGGCUGGGAGGUUGGACUGUGUUGACUUGGAGCAUGGGUUCUAUCUCACCCACUUCUCUCUGAAAGAUGAUUAUGAAACCAUUCUCAAAAAAGGUCCUUGGUUCAUUGGAGAAAACUUCCUCUCCAUUAGACCUUGGGAGCCAGACUUUCGCCCGGCAUCGGCAAACAUCACUUCAAUUGCUGUUUGGAUAUGGCUAAAAAAGUUACCAAUGGAAUACUAUAAUCCUGAGGCCCUCCUGCAUAUUGGAAAAUCCAUCAGUAAUGUACUGCGAGUAGAUUCACACACUGCUAUGGAAACAAGAAGUAGAUAUGUGAGAAUGUGUGUACAAGUUGAUGUGGAUAAGCCACUGGCUACUGCAGUUUUAAUUGGGAAAUUUGAACAACCUAUUUGUUACGAAGGAUUACAGAGGUUGUGUUUUUCUUGCGAUAGAAUCGGCCAUUGUAAAGAAAAUUGUCCGUAUACAAUUCGAUUUGAGCCAUCGCCGAGGGUGCUUGAAACAAAGGAGGAUGGGAUUUCAGAUGGAUAA